Messenger RNA from Oenanthe melanoleuca, 8858 nucleotides. It is a transcript of the gene AASDHPPT, whose product is annotated as aminoadipate-semialdehyde dehydrogenase-phosphopantetheinyl transferase. The record is from RefSeq and is a predicted model, not a curated record. Gene Ontology annotation, cellular component: cytosol. The transcript is spliced from 7 exons. Bases 33 to 923 code for a protein of 296 amino acids. Gene Ontology annotation, molecular function: holo-[acyl-carrier-protein] synthase activity; magnesium ion binding. NCBI's taxonomy places the organism in Eukaryota, Metazoa, Chordata, Aves, Passeriformes, Muscicapidae.
GCGGAGGGUGCGGAGCGCGGGCGGGCCGCGCCAUGGGCAGCGUGCGCUGGGCCUUCCCGUGCGGCGCAUGGCGGCCCCGCCGCCGCGAGUGGCUGCUGGCCGCGCAGCUGGUGCAGCCCGAGGAGAAGGAGCGCAUCGGCCAGUUUGUCUUUGCCCGCGAUGCCAAAGCCGCCUUGGCUGGUCGCCUGCUGAUGCGGAAAUUAAUUGCAGAAGAGCUGUGCAUACCUUGGAAUGAAGUACACUUGCAAAGGACACCAAAAGGAAAACCUUUCCUGGCCAAUAACUUACUUGGUAUCCAUUCAAAUUACAGCUUCAAUGUCUCUCAUCAGGGAGACUAUGCAGUCCUUGCAGCUGAGCCUGAGCUUCAAGUUGGCAUUGAUAUUAUGAAGACUGAUUUACCAGGUAGUAGCUCAAUUCCAAAUUUCUUUCACAUAAUGAAGCGACAGUUUACUGAAACGGAGUGGGAUGUAAUCAAGUCAAUGAGUAAUGAAUGGAGGCAGCUGGAUAUGUUUUAUCGGCACUGGGCCUUAAAAGAAAGCUUCUUAAAAGCCAUUGGAGUUGGAAUUGGCUUUAACUUGCAAAGAAUUGAAUUUAAUGUGUCUCCAUUGCAACUGGAAAUAGGGAAGGUGUAUAAGGAGACAAAAAUGCUUCUGGAUGGAGAAAAAGAAGAGGAGUGGACAUUUGAGGAAACCCGCUUGGAUGACCAUCAUCAUGUUGCAGUGGCACUUGGGAAGCAGGAGGGAUCUGUACAGAAGGAUUCUGAUGUCCGUUCCAUGGAGCCUAACCAACCGCAAUUUGCAUUAUUGACUUUUGAAGACUUAGUUGCAUCUGGUAUUCCAAUCGCACCUGAGGAUUCUGCAUAUUGGGACAAUUUCUGUUCAAAGCAGGAGGGUCCAGUGAAACAGAGUUCACAUUCAAGAUAAGACUGUGUAUAAGAAAAAGAAACUUACCAAAGUUCUUACACUGUUAUUCUGUUUAAUUUGAAAUAUGGGAAUAAGUGCACAUAUGUAAAUGAAACAGAUCUUUCCCUGUUUAAGCUGACAACCUGAUUUUCACGACACUUCAUUGGAAUUGUAAGGAAGACAUGAUUCCUUACUGAAGGAAUUCUGAAUGAAAGGCCUAAACCAACAUGCCUUUUUGCAUCUUCUUGCCUGUGGUUCUUACACUUCAGUAAUUAUCCAGGCUAGGAACAGAAAGCAGUUGUAUAAUAAUGUUGUUCAUUAGUGAACAAGUGUUUAGUAUAUAAAAAUAUGUUUCCAUACUUAUUUAUGUUGAAACUUAAAUUAUGAUACUGCUUAUUCUCUUACAAAAAUUAUUCAUUUAUUCUCCGAUGGACAAAGUCAGGAAAAUUGGUAUAAAUUCAUAUGCUGUUACUGUGUGGUGCAAGUGUUUGUGCAACACUUGGUGAUGUACACCAAGGCUGAAAAGGUCUGAGCCUUAGUAGUCUUGGAGCUACAGGUGUGCAAAAAUAGUUUGAGACAGGGAAUUAACUUACAAAUAUUUCAGUCUUUCCACUUUUUUCUUUGUUAAUUAUAGCUUCCUGUGUGCAACUUAGUAUUUUUCUUUUAACAGUUCUUUGUUAUAUUUUGUCCCUCAGCAAUACAUGCGAGAUGAGCAGCAGUUCAGUUUUCCUAGGCUUGAGUUUGCAUCAGUCAUGGGGGGAAAUCCAAAGAAAAAAAAGCUAUUUACUUUUUUCCAAAUGUCUUGUAACCCCUGAUAACAGAACGUUUUACCGUCCUAACAGCAAAUGAAGGUUUCUGGAGAUCUGUAUAUUUUGAGUGCACAUCUAGAAUAUUUUGUCUUAUUUUUCAAAACUGUCCUGGUUUGAAGGACAGGUAUCUGCCAAUAAAGGCAGAAGCUUCUCUUUGAAAUGGAGAAUGUAAACCCCCUUCCUUCAAAUUAUUAUAAUUUUGAAAUUAAGGGGCUUUCAGGCAAUAAUAUGGGAAUUAGGAAUAACAGUUCUUUACUAGGAAAAUUAAAAUAGAAAUACAGUAUUACAAAGAACAAUCCCAAAAACACUGACAGAGUCAGAAUACAACCUGACGCCCUGUCAAUUGGUAGCAAUCUAAUUAAAGGGUGGCUACAGUCCCCCUGCAGUGGCAGAUGUGAUUCAGCUGGAGCAGUGCUCCUGUAGAAGGUGCAGUUUCCCUCUGAAGGUCCAGGGAUGAUGUGGAAAUGUCCAGCUUUCCUCUGGAAUCCAGUAGAAAGACGGAUAAUCUUGGUGUUCAAAAUCUCAGUUUUUUAUCUAGGUAGGAAAGGCUUGGCUCCUCCCCUGGCUGGAGCAUCUCCCAGUGGGAUGAUGUAAUUUUAUCAGUCAUACAGUGGGACUCAAUGGCCCAUUAGCAGAUAUCUUCCUGCAGGGAGGAUGGGUUGUGGAAAAGAUAAAGAUGAUUGCCUCACCUUAUCUUAAAGAUGGCCCAUUAGCAGAUAGUAUGUGCCACAGAGAUAAGGAAUCACUGCCCCACCCGGCUGCAACAAAUGAUGAUAGAAGACACAUUCCUGCCACAUCAACCCAACAAAAAAACAAAUCCUUUUUUGUGCCAUUACCUCUCAUUCUUCUUUCCAGAAAUUAUAGAUACCAUGUGGUCCAUCUAAAUUUAAGAAACAACAUACUGAACAGAAUGAUCUUUGCACAAAAACAAUUACUUCUGUCCCACAGUUAAAUAUAGAUCUUCAUUGAAUUUGGGAUUGUGUACAACUAGGCUGCACCCUGUAUUCUGGUGUACCCCAUAAAAAGGAGAACGUACUUUUAGUUUAACCACUGAAUCUGAUUCCUAGAGGAGCUGGAACAGAGACUACAGAGAGUUAAGGGGAAUAAAAUGAGUAUUUAUUGAGAGGCCUUCAAAGGCCACACCCUGGCAGUAUCAGUGCCACAGUUUGGCCCCUGCCCUGCCUGGAUGGCUCCAAGAUGGAAACAGAAGAGGGCUUGGUUACAUGAUCUCACAUCUUUAUAGACUUUAGUCUAUUUGCAUACAGGAGUCAACCAUCCCAUUAAUAGUCUCAAAUUGUAAGGUUUCAUCCUCCUUGAUUGAUUGCUGGUCUGCCCUCCUCUUUUCACAUUGUUUAUGCUUAUGACCUGGAGUUUGAAGAGACUGUCCUUGAGUCAAUAGCUGAAAUCGGUCUAUUUUGUCUUCAUCACCCUAAGCAUAACAGAAAAGCAUAUCCAAGCAGAACAGAAAACUCAGAACUUAAGGCAUCAAUUCCUCUCUUUAGAGGCUCGACAAGGCCUUUACCUUGUCAAAUCUCUAUUCUAGAUUUUACUAACAACAAGUACUUAAUGACAGAUAAGUGUCUAAUAAUAAUAACUAUUCAACAUUAGAUAAGUAAUAGUAAAUGCAUACUAAUAAACAUAAACCUAAUAACAAUAGGCAUCUAAUAAGAAUAAUAUCUACACAAUCAAAUAUUAUAUACCUAAUAGCAAUAAGCAUCUAAUAAGAAUAAUAUCUUACACAGUCAAAUAUUAUAUAAAGAAGAGUAGUAAUUAAAUACAGAAGAGGAAUCACUUGAAAUGUGUUAUCAUUUACAUCAGUCUUUGUUACAAUUUUUCAGGAGCAGAGGCUUUCUUAAUUUUGGGACCAGUGAAUCCAGGGUCUUCUGCCAGCAGCUUUGACCGCAGUGAAGGUUGUCAUCAGGACUUUAAAUGGUCCUUUCCACUUGGCUUGCAGCGGAUCACUGUCCCGCCACUUCACAUAGACCCAGUCUCCAGGCUGGAAUGGAUGUUCAGGUGUGUCCAGUCUUAUGGGUCUGGAUAGCAUGAUGUAACUCUGGAGCAUCUGUAAAGUGGAACCUAAAGCCAUUAAAUAACGCUGAAAAUCACAUUUCCCCUUCAAAUGAAUUUCACCUGGAAUGUGUGGACUUUGAUAUGGUCUGCCAUACAGUAUUUCAUAGGGACUGAUGUUACCCCUCCGCCUCGGUUGAAUGCGAAUUCUCAAUAAAGCUAUAGGUAGGGCCUGAACUCACGUCAUGGGCGUCUCCUGACACAUUUUACUAAUUUGUCUUUUGAGGGUCCCAUUCAUAUGUUCAACUUUACUACUCGCUUGGGGUCUAUAUGGUGUGUGCAGAUCCCAAGUAAUUCCCAAAAUCCAGCUAACGUCUUUAACCACUGUAGCAACAAAGUGUGGUCCCCUAUCCGAUGAUAUUACCAAGGGAAUCCCGAAUCUUGGAAUUAUGUGGUUAAACAAAACUUUCACCACCUCCCUAGCUGUGUUAGUGCGACAGGGGUAAGCUUCUGGCCAUCCACUGAAGGUGUCAACCAAUACCAGUAUGUACCGGUAUCCCUCUUUGCGUGGUAACUCCGCAAAAUCUAUUUGCCAGUAAUCCCCAGGAAGAUCUCCUGCCUGUGUUACUCCUAAUACAACUCUCUUCCUUGUGUCGGGGUUGUUUUUACAGCAAAUCUCACAUUUACUUACUACUGAUUGUAUAAUAUCAAUCAUUUCCUUUCCUAUUACUACCUUUCUUAGGUGUCUCAAAAGGUUUUCAACCCCGAAAUGUGUGGUUUCGUGUUCUCUUUGAACUAAUUCCCAAAGAAUCAGAGGUGGGACUACCGCCUGGUUUGUCGAUGUAACAGCCCACCCACCUUCUGUAAUUUCAGCUUUAAGAAAUUUUAUUAGUUUGUGGUCUGCCUGAUCAUAUUUUGGGGCGUAGCCCAACAAAUCAAUCUCUUUUUGCUGAAUUACUGCAAGAAUACCUUUUUCUGCAAUCCUUCUUGCUGUUUUAUCAGCAAAACAAUUUCCUAGUUCUGGAACAGUGUUCCCCUUUUGGUGACCUCUACUUCUGCAGGUCUUUUAAUGCUCUCUAAGAGGGCAAGUAUUUGCUCAGCGUGCUUGAUUUGAUUACCUUGAGCAUUCAAGAGUCCUCUCUCCUUCCAGAUGGCUUCAUGGGCAUGGACAACACUAACUGCAUAUUUAGAAUCAUCCAUAUAUUUAUCUUUUUCCCCUCACUCAGAUCUAGAGCUCUUGUUAGUGCAAUCAGUUCAGCUUUCUGUGAUGCCACAUUUGCUGGCAGGGCCUUUGCCAAGGUCACUUUGUCCUGUGUGGUCACUGCAUAGCCUGUCAUCCUUUUACCAUUUUUCAUGAAGCUGCUUCCAUCAGUCAAAAGCUCCCAAUCUGGAUUCUCCAUGGGCACAUCUUUCAGAUCUGGUCGGCUGGAAUAGACCUCCUCAAUUAUCUGCAAGUGGUCACGCUCUGGCUUAUUGUCAGUUAAGAUGGAGGACAGAAACAUGGCAGGGCUAACAACAGAAGUUAGGCCAAACUUAGGCCAUGUUUCUCCAUUAUCUACUUCAUAUGCUGGCCACAUUUUUUUCUGAGAGUCUAAUAAGUUUAGGUUUUGAAAGCAUAGACUCUUCCCCAAUCAGAUUCACCCAGCUUUUCAAUAUUAACCCCAAAGGGCUAUCUCUUGGAAUACUGCCAUUGUCACAUUCCACAGAGGAUGUACAACCCAUUCUGAUAACCUAAAACAAAAAGCAAAGCACAAACAGUCGGGAUUUGAACUCACAACCCUCAGAAUCACAGCAGACACUAAACAGCUGUACCACCCCUUGGUUGAAAGCCAACAGCACUGCAAUUUAAACCUGUUCUUUAAGAAGGUGUUCCUUCUUACCCACAGAUAAAGAUCUUUUAUUCCAUCACUCACGUGCCUCUGUUCCCAGGGUUCUUGGCUCUGACACCUCUGGACCUCUGCUGGGCCUCUCCAGGGCUGCAGGCAGGGCUUCAGUCUGGGGAUUUUCCAGAUAUCUCACCUCUGCUGCCUGGCUCGCCAAAUCCUGAUGCCUAGAGGAGCUGGAACGGAGACUACACAGAGUUAAGGGGAAUAAAAUGAGUAUUUAUUGAGAGGCCUUCAAAAGCCACACCCUGGCAGUAUCAGUGCCACAGUGCGGCCCCUGCCCUGCCUGGAUGGCUCCAAGGUGGAAGCAAAAGAGAGCCUGGCUAUGUGAUUUCACAUCUUUAUAGACUUUAGUCUAUUUGCAUACAGGAGUCAACCAUCCCAUUAAUAGUCUCAAAUUGUAAGGUUUCAUCCUCCUUGAUUGAUUGCUGGUCUGCCCUCCUCUUUUCACAUUGUUUGUGCUUAUGACCUGGAGUUUGAAGAGACUGUCCUUGAGUCAGUAGCUGAAAUCAGACUAUUUUGUCUUCAUCACCCUAAGCAUAACAGAAAAGCAUAUCCAAGCAGAACAGAAAACUCAGAACUUAAGGCAUCAAAUCUAUGCCUUAUUACAAAGAUGAAGAAAAGUUUGCGAGAGAGGAUAAUUUUUACAACUAUUUUACAAACACUUGGAGUUCUGCUGUAGAUAAUUCUGAAUUCACACAUGCUAUUCAACUCUCCUGCUUCCAGUGCCGAUUAAUAUUUUUGUUUCCAUUUCUAUGACUCUCUCAUCCUGCAUGAUAAUCAUAGUUUUUAGUAUUUUGAUUUUUUCCCCUCCAGAACUACCAAUCAGUAUGCAAUGACUCUUCCCUCCAGACUCCACAGGGGCUAAAUUAGAUGUUCAGUAACUUCAAAUCUGAAGUUAAAAAAAAUACAGAAUAUUUUAUGUAAAAAUUCUAAGCCAUAUAUUCCAGAUUGUUUGUCUUUUAGAAAAAUGAAAUUCAAUUUGCAAUAAAUAAUUUGCAAUCCACAGAGGUCCAGUGUAUGCCAGUCAGUCAGUGGACCCAUCAAUUGCAGCUUUGCUGGACAGUUUGAAAUUGCCAGCUUUUUUGCUAGGGCAAUGAAUUGAACUGCAAAUGUGGGAUGAGCUGAAUAGAGAAAUUUCAGAUUUAUAUUUCUGGGGAUAAGCGAGUUAAUUUCUUAUUAGAAAUUAGUUAUUUUUGCAUGUAAGCAGUGUCUCAGACCAGAAGUUUUCUUUCAUUGGAAAGAGUUUUAAAAGUAUUAAUGAAGUAUUUAUAGUAUUGUGCUUGCAUGUAAGUAGAGGACAAGCCAAUUUUCGUAGAUUAGAAAUUAGAAAUUUUACUUGGUUUUCUUGCAAGGAAUAUUAUUGUUUUCAAGACUGUAUCUAAUUAGAAAAACCUAAAAGAGUUUGUUUUGGUUAGUUUUCCAUGAAAUAAAAUCUUUGUUUAGAGUGGUUCAUAAAGAGUUGUCUAGAACACUGAAAUUUCUCACGUUGUGAUUUUUUCCCAUGCCUUUUAAUUCACAUUGAACUGUUUGAAAAAUAAAAUUACUCUCCUUUUUAAUCUUAAUAGCAGUAAGGUUAGGUGAUGGUAAUGCCUUUUGAAGAGCCACUUGAGUCAGGUUGUUUCAUAUCAGUGCAAAUGGACACAAUUGUUAUGCUUGCUUUUACCGCAGUGGGGAAGAGCAGCUGGAUCAUUGUGGAAUUGUUGGCUAAAAGCAUGCUGCUAAAAGGCCAGCAGGACAUUCUGACUCCUUAUGAAUGUAAAUGAUCCUUCUUAAAGUCAGAAAAAAGUUUUUCUGGGUAUCUGGGUAUCUGCUGUGCUGUGCAGGCACAUAAGCGUUUAUAGUGUGUACAAAUAAAUUAAUGUAAUUUCUAAGUUCUAAGAUUAAUUAGCAGUUCUAAGAUUAAUUUCUUUUUUAAUUAAUCAUCACACUUUUUGCUGAUAAAAAGAUAAUUAAGCCCUUUUUCCACACAAGGCCAUAACACUACUUUCUUGCAUUUCCACAGAGUAGAGUCCUAAUGGCCACAGAGUCCCUCUGCCAUUUUAGGGCAGCUCCAGCUUCCCUCACUAGGUCAAGCAGUCAGCCCAGUCCAGGGUAGGUGAGCUGACCUUUGUACAUCUUUCUACAUACUGUCCUUGACAUAGCUGUACCACAUGCCUGAGAGGGUAAGAAGCUGCAGAAACACAAGUUCUGCUCCACAUUAGCCUUUCCCAGCAAAGGCUGCAGCUGGAAAGAGUUUUUCCCUAUGAAGCAGCAUUGACCCAUCCUCCUGUUUCUCAAAUUCCCAGAUUUAGUUGUUAGAUUAGGUCUGCUGUCCUAGGUAGCAUAUCAACACAAUGUUUCUGAGAAGUAUUUAUUAACAGUCUGUGACCAAAAAAUAAAUUUUAAGCUUUGGUCUUCUGUGGAAAGAUUGUUAAAAGUGAAUAGAUGUGUUUUAGUUUGGACUUGUUCAAAACUUUUUGUAUAUUACAUCAAAAAUGGUCAAGUGGAUUAGGAAUUUUGGGGGUGAAACUGGGUUCAAGGCAGUUAACAACUAUGUGGCAAGAGAUGUGUGUCAUUUGAUGUGAAAAUCUCUAACUUUGAAAUGUGGAUCAUGUGAGUUCACUCAGCCUUUUACAGAGUCUGUAAACUUACACAAGAUGUAGAUUGUUACUGUUUUAUGGGACCAAGUCCGCUGAUGUUAAUCAAGUACACUUGUCUUAGACAAGAAAUCAGAGAUGCAGCAAUAGUAGCAGUGUAUAUAUGGUUGCUAUAUGUGUGCUCUGGGAAACCAGGCAACAGCUCAACUUUAAACAACCAUCUUUACUCAAGACAGAAGAUGAUUUGUGAAAAGGUUGAAAAGAUGGUUAUGCAGGUCAGCGUAGAGUACCCUUUUUUGGAGCUUUAUAGUGCUACAUUGUACAGAGAAGAUAAGUGGUUCUUGGAAGAAUUUAUACAACCAUAUCUAAAACAGCAAUUGAGAUUGUCAGCCUUAACUGCUGCCAAAUUCUGCAGGUGUACUUCAUUAUCCUCCAGAAUACAGUUAGUUUUGAUAACUUCAUUCUUUGUAGAAAACAUAAACGUGAAAAUAGAUGCUGAAAUUUCAGGAGAAAUUUGAAAAGUGGUUUUUUUUUUUUCAAAAAGUCAUUUUUUGUAAAAUGUUAUUUUCUUGAGCUGCACAUGUAUUCUUUUAUGGCCAGACACUGUAUAUGAAUCUUGUUUCUUCUAAGAUUGGAUAUAAUUUCUUUACUGCAAUAAAAUGUGGACUAUUUUGUGUU